Pezoporus flaviventris is the source of this 2641-nucleotide messenger RNA. It is a transcript of the gene SF3B2, whose product is annotated as splicing factor 3b subunit 2. Gene Ontology annotation, biological process: mRNA splicing, via spliceosome. Gene Ontology annotation, cellular component: U2-type spliceosomal complex; catalytic step 2 spliceosome; U12-type spliceosomal complex. NCBI's taxonomy places the organism in Eukaryota, Metazoa, Chordata, Aves, Psittaciformes, Psittacidae. The record is from RefSeq and is a predicted model, not a curated record.
AUGGCGGCGGAGCGGGCUGAGGCGGCGGUGGCCGGUGGCGGAGCCGGGGUGUCCGGUAGCGGGGCCGAGGGGGCCCCGUACGCGAGCUGGGCCCCGGCCGAGCUCCAGGCCACGCUGGCCGGCAUCGGAGCCCCUGCGCAGGGUACCCGGGAGGAGCUGGUGGAGCGGCUGCAGGCCUACACCAUGCAGACAGGGAUCGUGCUGAGCCGCCCCGUGCUGCGCCCCGAGGAGGGGGACAAAGCUGCACAGCUUCCUGCCCUGCCCCUGCAGCACCCCUUGGUGCCCCCCCCACCCCCGGGGCUGGGGCUGAGCUAUGGGCUGGGGGGGGUCGGGGUGCCCCCCCCACCCCCGCCGCCCCCCCCCGGGCUGCGGGGGGCCGAGGGGCUCUCGGAGGAGGAGCGGCUGACGCUGGCGCAGCAGCAAGCGGCCCUGCUGCUGCAGGAGGAGCGCGCCCAGCAGAGCCAGCACCCAUUCGGAGACAAAGCCAAGGAGCAGGAGCUGCUGGAGCAGCAGAAGCGGGCCGCGGUGCUGCUGGAGCAGGAGAGGCAGCAGGAGAUGGCCAAGAUGGCCCCCGCCGUGCCCCGCCCCCCCCCCGACGUGACACCCAUGGGUGCUCGGGCCUCGCUGCCCCCCCGAGGCAGCACCCCUAUGGGUGCCCCCAUCCCUGGGGUGCCCAUGGGGGCCUCCCGGCCACGCGGGCCCCCCCCACCCCCCGGUGAGGAGACGCGAGAGUCCGAUGACCCAGCUGUGGGCCCCAAGAUCCCCCAGGCCCUGGAGAAGAUCCUGCAGCUGAAGGAGAUCCGGCAGGAGGAGCUCAUCACGGUGCCAGGGCUCUCAGCUGAGGAUGAGAUGGAGACAGAGCCUCGAGCAGCAGCCUCAGCCUCGGAGACAGAGGAAGACACAGGGCUCUCCAAGAAGGAGCGCAACCGCAAGCGCCGCAACCGCAAGAAGAAGAAGCGGGGCCGAGCCCGGGAUGCCGGGGGGGGCCCUGCCCCCCCCUCCUCAGCAUCCACCCCGGACCCCCCCGGCACCGCGGUGGAGAUCGAGUACGUGACCGAGGAGCCCGAGAUCUACGACCCCAACUUCGUGUUCUUCAAGAUGAUCUUUGAGGCUUUCAAGCUGACAGAUGAUGUGAAGAAGGACAAGGAGAAGGAGCCGGACAAAGCGGAGCGGCCCGAGAGCAGCGCCGUGCCCAAGAAGAAAGGGGGGGAAGAUGGGCGCAAGGGCAGCGAGGAUGACAGCUCUGAGGAUGAGCAGGAGAAGAAGCCCGAGGUCCCCAAGCUCUCCAAGAAGAAGCUGCGGCGCAUGAACCGCUUCACCGUGGCCGAGCUGAAGCAGCUCGUGGCCCGCCCGGACGUGGUGGAGAUGCACGACGUGACGGCGCAGGACCCCAAGCUCCUGGUGCACCUCAAGGCCACGCGGAACUCGGUGCCGGUGCCUCGGCACUGGUGCUUCAAGCGCAAGUACCUGCAGGGCAAGCGCGGCAUCGAGAAGCCCCUCGAGCUGCCCGACUUCAUCAAGCGCACCGGCAUCCAGGAGAUGCGCGAGGCCCUGCAGGAGAAGGAGGAGCAGAAGACGAUGAAGUCCAAGAUGAGGGAGAAGGUGAGGCCGAAGAUGGGCAAGAUCGACAUCGAUUACCAGAAGCUGCACGACGCCUUCUUCAAGUGGCAAACCAAGCCCAAGCUCACCAUCCACGGGGACCUCUACUACGAGGGGAAGGAGUUUGAGACACGGCUCAAGGAGAAGAAGCCUGGAGACCUCUCGGAUGAGCUGCGCAUCGCCCUGGGCAUGCCCGUGGGGCCGAACGCACACAAGGUGCCCCCCCCGUGGCUGAUCGCGAUGCAGCGCUAUGGGCCCCCCCCCUCCUACCCCAACCUCAAGAUCCCGGGGCUCAACUCACCCAUCCCCGAGGGCUGCUCCUUCGGGUACCACGCUGGGGGCUGGGGGAAGCCUCCUGUGGACGAGACGGGGAAGCCGCUGUACGGGGACGUGUUCGGCACCAACGCGGCCGAGUUCCAGACAAAGGAGGAGGAGGAGGAGAUCGACCGCACUCCAUGGGAGCUGGAGCCCUCGGAUGAGGAAUCCUCGGAGGAAGAGGAGGAGGAGGAGAGCGACGAAGAGAAACCGGAUGAGACGGGGUUUAUCACCCCUGCCGACAGCGGUCUCAACCCUGGGGGCUUCUCCUCGGUGCCGGCCGGGAUGGAGACCCCAGAGCUCAUUGAGCUGCGGAAGAAGAAGAUCGAGGAAGCCAUGGAUGGCAGCGAGACCCCCCAGCUCUUCACAGUGGUCCCCGAGAAGCGCACGGCCACCGUGGGCACGGCCAUGAUGGGCUCGACCCACAUCUAUGACAUGUCUGCAGUGUUGGGGCGCAAGGGCCCCGUGGCCGAGGCGCAGGGGGUGGAGGUGGCGCUGGCCCCCGAGGAGCUGGAGCUCGACCCCACCGCCAUGACCCAGAAGUACGAGGAGCACGUGCGGGAGCAGCAGGCGCAGGUGGAGAAGGAGGAUUUCAGCGACAUGGUGGCUGAGCACGCGGCCAAGCAGAAGCAGAAGAAGCGGAAGGCGCAGCCCCAGGACACCCGAGGUGGGGGCAAGAAGUACAAAGAGUUCAAGUUCUAAGAGGGGGUGACCCCCCCACGGCUCU